AUGGCCUUCCUCGAAAUGGAGGACACGCUGGUGGAGCUCGACUUCUUCCAGGAGAGCUUCCCUUCAGAGCAGAAGUCCGGUGAGUUCCUGCUGGAGUUCAAUGAUGAGGAGAUCCUGCACGUGGACUGGGCCCAGAAGCAGAACAUCUGGAGGCUGCCGGACUUCCAGCGCUUCACCGACUUUGAGGUGCAGGGGGCCCUGGCCAACAUUGCCGUCAUGAAGAACAACAUGCAGGUCCUCAUCCAGCGCAGCAACCGCACCUGUGCCCAGAACGUGGCUCCUUCGACAACCGUGUACCCAGAAGACCCCGUGGAACUGGGGGACCCCAACGUCCUCAUCUGCUUCGUGGACCGCUUCUCUCUCCCGGUGCUGAACAUCACCUGGCUGAAGAACAACGAGGUGGUCUCGCAGGGCAUGAAGGAGACGGACUUCUACCCCAGCGUGGACAACACCUUCCGCAAGUUCUCCUACCUCCCUUUCAUCCCGGAGCAGGGGGACUUCUACGUCUGCCAAGUGGAGCACUGGGGAUUCCCCGAGGGGAGGACGGAGAAAAUCUGGCAUUCCAAGGCUCCAUCUCCCAUCCCUGAGACAAUGGAGAACGUGCUCUGUGCCCUGGGCUUGGCUGUUGGCAUUCUGGGCAUCGUCGCUGGCACCAUCCUCUUCUUCAAGGCCAUGAGGAUGAACGAGGGCAGCGUUCGCAGGGGCCGCAGAUGAUCCAGGGGCAGAGGGCCGCUUCCCUUCUUGGCAGCCGCUUCCAAAGGCCCCUGGUCUCAUGGCCUCCCCCAAGACUUUCUGCUCCCCCAAAUCAGUUGGAAGAAUCUGCUACAGGGUCCCUCUCUGGCUCACUUGGCCAGCUCUGCAAACUUUUCUUUCCUGACAUCCGUAAGACCUAGAAAGUUAUG
Molecule: messenger RNA, 902 nt
Organism: Rhineura floridana
Lineage: Eukaryota; Metazoa; Chordata; Lepidosauria; Squamata; Rhineuridae
Product: HLA class II histocompatibility antigen, DR alpha chain-like
Exons: 5
Coding region: 1-714 (237 amino acids)
Biological process (GO): immune response; antigen processing and presentation
Cellular component (GO): MHC class II protein complex; membrane
Source: RefSeq, a predicted model, not a curated record